UUCUCGAAGGAACUGCAAAGAUGAUGCCCACACCGGUUAUCCUGCUGAAGGAGGGGACGGACACGUCUCAGGGCAUCCCUCAGCUCAUCAGCAACAUCAAUGCCUGCCAGGUGAUUGCUGAGGCUGUCAGGACCACCCUGGGGCCCAGGGGGAUGGACAAGCUGAUGGUGGAUGGAAGAGGUAAAGCCACGAUCUCCAAUGACGGUGCCACCAUCCUGAAGCUGCUGGACGUUGUUCACCCUGCAGCCAAGACUCUGGUAGACAUCGCCCGCUCCCAGGACGCUGAGGUUGGAGACGGCACCACCUCCGUCACCCUCCUGGCCGCCGAGUUCCUGAAGCAGCUGAAGCCGUACGUGGAGGAGGGCCUCCACCCUCAGACCAUCAUCAGAGCUUUCAGAACCGCCACCAACCUCGCCGUCAACAAGAUCAAAGAGAUCUCCGUCUCUGUGAAGAAAGACGACAAACAAGAGCAGAGGCAGCUGCUGGAGAAAUGUGCAGCCACGGCUCUGAACUCCAAGCUCAUCGCCGGUCAGAAAGACUUCUUCUCCAAAAUGGUGGUGGAUGCCGUCAUGUCUCUGGAUGAGCUGCUGUCUUUGAAGAUGAUCGGCGUCAAGAAGGUGCAGGGCGGAGCCCUCGAGGAUUCCCAGCUGAUCUCCGGAGUUGCCUUCAAGAAAACGUUCUCCUACGCCGGGUUUGAGAUGCAGCCCAAACGCUACGACAACCCAAAGAUCGCUCUGCUCAACGUGGAGCUGGAGCUGAAGGCUGAGAAGGACAACGCGGAGGUCCGCGUGAAAUCUGUGGAGGACUACCAGGCCAUCGUGGACGCAGAGUGGAACAUCCUGUACGACAAACUGGAGAAGAUCUACCAGUCCGGGGCCAAAGUGGUUCUGUCCAAGUUACCCAUCGGCGACGUGGCCACCCAGUACUUCGCUGACAGAGACCUGUUCUGUGCAGGCAGGGUGCAGGAGGAGGACCUGAGGAGGACCAUGAUGGCCUGUGGCGGCUCCAUCCAGACGUCUGUGGGCGCGAUGACGGACGACGUCCUGGGACAGUGUGAGCUGUUUGAGGAGGUCCAGGUGGGAGGAGAGAGGUACAACUUCUUCAAAGGCUGUCCGAAGGCCAAGACGUGCACCAUCAUCCUGAGGGGCGGGGCCGAGCAGUUCACAGAGGAGACGGAGCGGUCGCUGCACGACGCCAUCAUGAUCGUCCGCAGAGCCAUCAAGAAUGACUCCAUUGUCGCGGGUGGAGGAGCCAUCGAGAUGGAGCUCUCCAAGUACCUGCGCGAUUACUCUCGGACCAUCCCCGGAAAGCAGCAGCUCCUGAUCGGAGCGUACGCCAAGGCCCUGGAGGUCAUCCCCCGGCAGCUGUGCGACAACGCCGGCUUCGACGCCACCAACAUCCUGAACAAGCUGCGGGCCAAACACGCACAGGGCGGCAUGUGGUACGGCGUGGACAUCAACAACGAGGACAUCGCCGACAACUUCGUGGCCUGCGUGUGGGAGCCGUCCAUUGUGCGCAUCAACGCGCUGACGGCGGCGUCGGAGGCGGCGUGCCUCAUCCUGUCCGUGGACGAGACCAUCAAGAAUCCCCGCAGCAGCAUGGACGGGCCCCCGGGCGGCGGCAGGGGCCGAGGCCGCGGCCGACCCCAUGCCCACUAAAGAGGAAACAGGAAGC
Molecule: messenger RNA, 1674 nt
Organism: Salarias fasciatus (jewelled blenny)
Lineage: Eukaryota; Metazoa; Chordata; Actinopteri; Blenniiformes; Blenniidae
Gene: cct7
Product: chaperonin containing TCP1, subunit 7 (eta)
Exons: 12
Coding region: 21-1658 (545 amino acids)
Biological process (GO): protein folding
Molecular function (GO): ATP-dependent protein folding chaperone; ATP binding; ATP hydrolysis activity
Source: RefSeq, a predicted model, not a curated record